UUUAUUUCUGGCAAUGUCUUUUGUUUUUUAACUUACCUAUUCUGCAGGCUUUUAUUCAGAAUUUGGCUUUGUUUUUCACUUCAUUUUAUAAGUCUCACAUUCGUGUGCUGGAAACUCCUGGAGAGAACAUAGCUGCUUUGCUCAUGGGUGUUGAAUAUCUUACCAAAAUUUCAAAUGGUGAUUUGCCUGUUGUGAUUUCAUGCGCUAGUGUAGCUCUAGCAGAUGCAGGGAUAAUGAUGUAUGACCUUGUAACUUCAGUUUCAGUGGUUCCAAGCAUGCUGUUUCAAGGUUCUUUGCUUCUUGGGCUCAUCAGUAGAGCCACUCUUGGUUAUGCAAUGAGUGGUUUGCUUGAUUGGAGAGUAAUAGAUGGCACGUGAGGUGGAAAGCCCCU
Messenger RNA from Humulus lupulus (European hop), 391 nucleotides. Its product is annotated as probable zinc metalloprotease EGY1, chloroplastic. The record is from RefSeq and is a predicted model, not a curated record. The transcript is spliced from 5 exons. NCBI's taxonomy places the organism in Eukaryota, Viridiplantae, Streptophyta, Magnoliopsida, Rosales, Cannabaceae. Bases 144 to 377 code for a protein of 77 amino acids.